ACGGUUUCUUUCUAUUCUUCUCUCUUUUUUAUGUAUACAUAUGUAAAAUGGCGAUUGCUGGAGUCGAAACCAUGCUGCAUGGAGCAAUAUUGCUGUGCAGGAAGCAGCUGUUGCAGUGCGCCAAGUUCAUCCAGAGCGAUGACGUCGAGUUGCCGCAAUACACAGAUCGGCGCAGGCCCCGCAGUCGAUGCUCAAAAGUAUAUCAGGUCUCGAGGGCCAUAGCUCCGCUCCACCCUCUUUUCUAUCUCUACCGCCAUCAUGUCCAGCUUUUUCUCCUCCAUCGCGAAUAAGGCUCAAUCGGCCUUGAAUAAUACUCCUCUCGCUCAGCAUAUACCCGGUAGCUCUCAUGGGGCUGGUACUUCAGGUGAAUCGGGAGGAUCAGGAGGAUCUAACAGAUACUCGCAUACCUUGGAAUCGAUCCACCAUCAAUUGAGGACAUUCCAACAACAGUACUCAAGCUCCACUACGCCAGCCCAGAAAAUCAUCACCACUCAGAAAGGCGUUGCGCUUGACCUUGAUAAUGUCUCUCGUGAUGCGCAGGCUAAUUCCAAGGAAAUAUACCUUUGGGGCCAGCAGGAAACUGACGAUUUGAAGGAUGUCACUGAUCGUAUCGCAUGGCUGAACUAUGUUCAGGGCCAGAUUGCCAGUGCUCUGGCUACUCAGCUCGAUGCCGCUCGCGCUCCGUUCAAGGUUCUACGAGAUGCCGAGACAGCAAUACAACCUCGUCGCACUCUGCGCAACAACCUCGAGAAUCAAAUUGCUAAACUGGAACAUGAGAAUAGCAAAGCUGCUACUCAGAGGAUAUCCGAGAUAAAGACCCAGUUGCAUAAGGCUCAGGUUGAUGACCACGAGGCCGAGAAGGAGAUCGAUAUACUCAAACGCAAGGCCCUCAGAGAAAGUGAGGAACUCAGGUGGAAAGCUCUCAGAGAGGUUCGUGCUCUGCACCUCUGGUGUUUCGCGAUCGAUACUAAUACAUCUAAUCAGUAUGGCGAGAAACUCGUUCUCUUGUCGCAGGCCGCUACGACUAUCCUUCCCGUCCUUCCCCCUAUCCCGUCUUCCCCCACCAUACCAUACACCGGCGCUGAAACGACCGCAAACGUCCGUGCCUCCUUACAGAGAGCACUGGACAGUUAUACCCCAGGGUCAAGCAAUCUCUCAUUCCCUGCGACGUCUGCAGCUGAUCUCCAGCGAUCAGAUACCCGUUCGUUUGGGGAGACUCACAGGAAGGAACUCGACAACAUCGGUUCGCCUGAUGCCGCGUCCCAGUCAGGUAUUCCUUUGACUCCUCCAGCAACUGCAACUUUCCCUCCUUCUGGUCCACCUCCCCAAGGCUUCUCAUCUCAACAGAGCCCCACUUCUUCAACUCAAUCUUUGAAAGCUGUUCCGGUUGCGACAACAGGGAUCUCUCAAGCCGAAAAGGCUAGCCUACCUGCGUCUUCACCCCCUCCAAGCAAUCAGUCACCUCCGCUUAACCCGGCGAAGUUGAAUCAGACUCCCGCACCGAUUCCCAUCCAGACAGAGAGUGCUUCGGCUACCGCAUCACCCGAUCCCUCUGAUCCCUCCACCAAGGUACCUUCGGUAUUGCCCACCGUCGCUGAGACAGGCGUACCGAAGUCAGCUGGCCCUGAUGGUCCUGGUCCUGCGUCCGGUUCCUUGUUGGACAUAAAGUCUGAUCGCACGCCGCCCACUCCAGUUUAUGGUGCUGCUAUACCUACCUCGGCCGUCGGUUAUGAGACUGCUGAGGAAGAGAAGAAGAGACUCGAGCGAGAAGAGCGUGAGAGACUCUUGAGGACAGGCGGUUCUGCUCCUCCGACUUCUGCGUCGGCAGGCGCUGGUGACGCUACCAAAUAUGAAAGCGCUGAAGAAGAGAAGAAAAAGUUGGAGCGGGCGGAGCGCGAACGUGUCUUGAGGGAAGGUGGUAGUGGCGGAGGUAAAGGACCAGACAACCAUGGCCCGCCACCGCCCGGAGAGGGUGAAGGGGAAUUGCCUCCAUACCAAGAAUUCUAAGUAAGACGAGGGAUUUUACAACAAUGUAUCAGUAUUGUAGUCGCUUUGGAUGGACUUCUGUCACAUGCACCAGCGUUCAUUUGUUCUUUUCCGUGCUCUCUUAUUCACACUAGCACUUGUAUCUCUAGUACCGUUGGGUUAAAUUGCACACAGAUGUAGUGCCGUUGCUCGAUGGAUGCCCGUGUUGCUUUUUAGUACAACUAGGAAAUUACCAUUUUCGGCCCC
Messenger RNA from Somion occarium, 2232 nucleotides. NCBI's taxonomy places the organism in Eukaryota, Fungi, Basidiomycota, Agaricomycetes, Polyporales, Cerrenaceae. The record is from the annotation of a GenBank genome assembly.